Molecule: messenger RNA, 324 nt
Organism: Diaporthe amygdali
Lineage: Eukaryota; Fungi; Ascomycota; Sordariomycetes; Diaporthales; Diaporthaceae
Exons: 1
Coding region: 1-324 (107 amino acids)
Source: RefSeq, a predicted model, not a curated record
AUGGAAACACAAACAUUUCAACAUGGAGAAACGGACUCAACGGGAGCCGAACUCCUGGAGAAGGGGCUUAGAGACAGGGGAGCACCCAUCCACAACUUACGAGAUGCCCAGGGCGUCCCCUUCAUCAUCAUCCCGACCGAAGCAUGGCAGUUCACCCCACUGAACCAUGGUUUUGACAUGAACGGGUCCAAGCCACACCUCUGUACCCGACGGGCUAUAAACGCACAGAAACGAAAUUCAGGGGAGCAGGAGCGGAACAAUUGUUGGCUGACAGCCCCGUCGGUGCCAACACCGCCAAUGGAAUAUGAUACCGAUUCGACCUGA